AAGUCUAGAACUGCUGGAAAAAGGGUGCGGUUUUCUACAUUCUAAAAAUGGCUGGUAUCAGUGGUGUAAACUUAGAAGUUGUUUACCAGGACUUACUGGCUGAACAUAAAGCAAGCCAACAGCAACUACAUAGUAAGGAUGAGGCCCUGAAGAUAUUUCAGAAGCAGAUGAAAGAGUCAAAUCUUCACAAACAACACUUAGAGCAAGAGAUCAAACAGCUACACAGCCAAUUGGCUCGUGCUCAGAUGCUUGCCAGUGUUUCUCUCAUCCCAGGCCCUAACACAUUAAAUCCUUCAUCUCCUCUACCCAAUGAUUCACCUGUUAGACCAGGAACUGGGCCAUACGAUGCAGAAAGAGAAAAAUACAUUUUAGAACUAGAAGAAGCACAGGAGAAGAACGCAGAAUUUUCUCGGCAGAUUCAAUUACUUGAAGAUGAAAAAGAUGAGAUUGCUGAAGAGCGAGACUAUUAUUCAGGAAAGUGUUCAAGUCUUGUAAAGUGCCUUGAAGAGUUACGACUGGCAAAACCACCCUCCCAUUCCACUCUUAAUACGAUAAUGGAAGAGAACAGGCAGCUUCGACUGGAUCGGGUUGAAAUCCAAGCUGAGCGGGAUCAAGCAUUGAGUCGUAUUGAGCGCUAUAAAAGAGCUGUCGAGAGACGUAAAGCCAAAGAAGCAUGUGCUGAAAAAACCAUACAGUUUUCAGCAGGCAAGAAAAAUGAUGCACAGUUAUCUCUCCGGAGAAUCAGUGAAUUGGAAACUAUUGGAAACAGUCUUUCAGAGUCCGUUAAAGAAAAAACAAUAGCUCUUGCUCAUCAAAAAAGGGCUAAUAAAAUGUUAGCCUCUCGGAUCACUGAGCUAGAACAUAGGUUAAGAGUGUUGGAAAUCUCAGGCUUGUGGUCUGGUAAUGACCAACAAACACACUACGAAGCUGGGCCUUUGCUUAGCCCAGAUCAAAUGACUGACAACAGAAAAACUGUUAAUGUUGACGAGAACAAGCAAGUAGGUGAACAAAAGUCAAAUGAACUAGAUGAAACAAAUUUGGAUAAUCAGUAUAUUUCCGAGACAAGCCAAUGCAGUGAAGAUGAAAAUCAGUAUCAAAUUUAACACUAAAAAAAAUGUGCACAUCGAACUUAGUAUUAUUAGGUGCAGUACGUCAGUCGAAGUUUAUAGGGAAUGUUCACCUACAGUCAUGCAGUUCAUCAAUUAUUUGUAACGCACUUUUAUGACACGCGUGCUCAUGCAAUAACUAAUACUUGUGGCACAGUAACACUA
Halichondria panicea is the source of this 1271-nucleotide messenger RNA. Its product is annotated as coiled-coil domain-containing protein 149-like. Lineage: Eukaryota; Metazoa; Porifera; Demospongiae; Suberitida; Halichondriidae. Bases 48 to 1103 code for a protein of 351 amino acids. The transcript has a single exon. The record is from RefSeq and is a predicted model, not a curated record.